AUGUUAUCGUUUUUCUCUAAACUAUCUUUAAACAACGCUCAGAAGUCACCUGUGGAGUUAACUAAACCCGCUUAUAUGGACAAAAGUGCAAGUUUGCAAGAGCUUGGGUACCAAGAUGACAAUGAGUUGAGAGAGACAAUAUAUGACUUUUUGAGGACGAUACGGGACCCGGAGAAGCCUAGUACGUUGGAGGAUUUGAAGGUUGUAUACGAGGAAGGAAUCUUCGUGAAGGAACCCACCGCAGAUAAAGUGCCCGUACUAAGAGUAGAGUACAAUCCUACAGUGCCUCAUUGUUCCCUGGCAACGCUCAUUGGCCUUUGCAUAAGGAUCAAAAUAUUGCGUUCAUUGCACCACCCUGUUAAACUUGAUGUAUUCAUCAAGAAAGGAGCACACACUACUGAAGAUGAAAUUAACAAGCAAAUCAAUGACAAAGAGCGAAUUGCAGCCGCGAUGGAGAAUCCCAAUUUGAGGAACCUCGUGGAGAACUGCAUUGCCGAAGAAGAA
Messenger RNA from Iphiclides podalirius (scarce swallowtail), 504 nucleotides. The record is from the annotation of a GenBank genome assembly. Lineage: Eukaryota; Metazoa; Arthropoda; Insecta; Lepidoptera; Papilionidae.